Molecule: messenger RNA, 8455 nt
Organism: Nothobranchius furzeri (turquoise killifish)
Lineage: Eukaryota; Metazoa; Chordata; Actinopteri; Cyprinodontiformes; Nothobranchiidae
Gene: gulp1a
Product: GULP PTB domain containing engulfment adaptor 1a
Source: RefSeq, a predicted model, not a curated record
CCGCGAUCUCGUUCUUUUGGUCAUUACCCAAAGCUCAUGACCAUAGGUGAGGAUUGGGACGUAGAUCGACCGGUAAAUCGAGAGCCUGGCUGUCUGGCUCAGCUCCCUCUUCACCAUGACAAAUCGGCUCCGCGUCCGCAUCACUGCAGACACUGAACCAAUCCGCCUGUUGAUCUCUCGAUCCCUCCUACCCUCACUCAUGAACAAGACCCGGAGAUACUUAAACUCUUCCACUUGAGGUAGGACCUCUCUCCCGACCCGUAGUUGGGAAGCCACCCUUUUCCGGUCAAGAACCAUGGUCUCAGAUUUGGAGGUGCUGAUCCUCAUCCCAGCCGCUUCACACUCGGCCACAAACCUACCCAGCAAGAGCUGAAGGUCAGAGCUGGAUGAAGCUAGGAGGACCACCUCAUCCGCAAAAAAGCAGAGACGAGAUUCUCCUGCCACCAAACUCGACACACUCCACACCACGGCUGCGCCUUGAAAUUCUGUCCAUAAAGGUAAUGAACAGAACCGGUGACAAAGGGCAGCCCUGGUGGAGUCCAACCCUCACUGGGAACAGGUCAGACUUAGUACCGGCUAUCUGAGAUUCAACUAUUGAUCGGACCCUCCUCUCCAGUACCUUGGAGUAGACCUUUCCAGGGAGGCUGAGGAGUGUGAUCCCCCUAUAGUUGGAACACACCCUCAGGUCAACCUUCUUAAAAAUGGGAACCACCACCGUGGUCUGCCACUCCACAGGAACUGCCCCCGAUGGCCAUGCAGUGUUGCAGAGAUGUGUCAACCACGACAGCCCUACAACAUCCAUAGCCUUGAGAUACCCAGGAUGAAUCUCAUCCGCCGCUGUGUAGUUGUUUGACUACCUCAGCAACUUCUGCCCCCGAGAUUGGACAGUCCAUCCCCAGGUCUCCCGGCUCUGGUUCCUCCUCGGAAUGCAUGUAGGUGGGAUUGAGGAGCUCCUCAAAGUAUUCCUUCCACCGUCCAACUAUAGCCCCAGUUGAUGUCAGCAGCUCCCCAUCCUCACUGUAAACAGUGUGAGCGAGUUGCUGCCUUCCUCUCCUGAGGCGCCGGACAGUUUGCCAGAACCUCUUUGGAGCGAUCGAUAGUCUUUCUCCAUGGCCUCACCAAACUCCUCCCACGCCUGAGAUUUUGCCUCGGCAACUGCCACCAACUACCCCUGACUGCAUUCCGGAGAUCGGGGCGGGGCUAAAUGUGGGCGGGGUCAAACGUUUAGAGGUGGGCGGAGACAACUAUUUGACUCCUGCGUCCUGCCCCACUCUCAAUGGAACCAGGAAACCGCUAUGCUAUAUGUGUGUGUGCAAUGCUGUGACAGGUGUCGGGACAGAGGGAAGUAGCUGCCAAAAUGGAGGUAAGCUAGGAUUUUUCUUUCUCUGUUUUAACAAUAUCGAGGACCAAUGUUGGGCGAACGUUUUAUAAACUUGGAAAUUAAAGGUUUUUUUCCCAUUAUGAGUUUUAGAUGAUACAUAUAGCCUAUUUUACACAUGCUUACUUUUGAGGAGAAAUGUUUACAGGGUUCCCACGGAGUCUUAAUGAAUUUAUGAAUUUGAAAGUAAUACCUUUAAAAGACUGGCGAAACCCUUCAAUUUUGGCAUCUGGGUCUUAAAAUUUGUGUUGGAUGUAAGUUUUCUGUACUGCAUUUUUCUUCUGAAGUUCAUCAAAAUAUUCCAAACAAGUGAUGACACCAAGAGAAGCACUAUUUUUAGACAUUUAUUUCAAUUUUGUGUCUUUACUGUUUGCACUGUUGCUUUUAUACAAUAGAAAUACUGCAAGAAAUUAGGGUAAUAAAAUUAGCAAUAAUAAAAAAAAUGUCUUAAAAUUAAACUAAAAUAUAGGCAACAAAAAUUAUUAAGGUUCUAAUGUCAAACCAGAUCGGUUAUAUUUUUAACCAUUUGUUUAAAAAUAUAACCGAUCUUCUACCAAGUGCCCACCCAGUGUUUUGUCAAAAUAUAUUGGUAAAGUUGUAUAGAUAAAUAAAUGAAAUUAGUUCAAUAAUUUUAUUUUAUUUGUUUACUUUUUUGCUGAUAGUGCCGUGAAAUAGGUAUUAAUUUUCCAUAUGGCUUUAGAAAGAUCUUAAACAGACUUAAAUUUAAGUUGAAGAAACCUGUAGGAACACUUUUAUAGCUUUGGGGAGAUAUGUUGUGUAGUCAUGAUUACUUUUUGGUGGAAAAUAUAUUUUACAGGGGGGAAAUAUGUUAGUUUUUUAAGCUUUUUAUGUUCGUAUCUGAGUUCUACACCUGAUGGGCUUUAUUAUUAUGGUUAGAGUGCUAAUCUGAUGUGUGUAAUUAUAUAAACGUUUUGCUCAGUCAAGUGGCAACAGAAUAACAUGAAUGUUUUCAUAGUGAAUGAAUGUUGUCAUUGUAUCACCAAGGUCUGAGGAAGACAGAGUGCAGGCACGAAAAAGACGGAGAGAGGAAAGAGUAAAACAGGGCCUGGAAGUGGUCCCUCCUAAGAAGUCCUGCCAUACUGAAUUAGUCUGUGCAGCAUCAGGUAUUGUUCAAACAAGUAUUAUUGUACACAACCCCCUAGGUUGUCGAAAUGGGAUGUGGGAAGAUUCAAGAUUCAACCUUUUGUCAUAUGCACAGCUAGAAAAACACGCUUUCUGCACAAUGAAAUUGUUACUUUGCCAAGAUUAGAAAAUUAAGACCGUUCCAGACAGAUCACUUUUUUUUUCAAAGCAAGUUUUUCAGUCAUUUCUCUAUUUUCAUUAAACCAGAAUACUAAGCAACUGAUCUUUUUUUACAACUUGCAUCGUUAAUAUGCUUUUUAUGAACCACAAUCUUUUUCCUUUCUAGCAGAGGCUGAGAACUUGCUGGAACUGGACUUUUCUUGUGUCAUUGUUUCUUCUCCAACCUUUAUUUUAAUUAGAGGUGUCAAAUAAUUCCAUUACUUGCAUUUAAUUUUUUACAGCCAUGAUUAACGUGUUAUAUAUUUUAAUUAUGUUUAUCAUUUUUAAUCUACUGCUUCUUUAUGGGACUUUUAAAUAAACCAAUUUCUUUUCUUGUUCUUGAAGGGUUGAUGUAAACUCAUAAGUUGAAGGGUUGACGUUACAGUGCCAAGACCGGUGAGAGAUUAGCUGCAGCAGUGUUUAUUUCAGCGACCUUGUUAUCUUUACUCCGUUUUUUUCACCCUUCUUGCAACUUUUUCCAAAGUUAUUGUUACCAUUUGGAUGUAAUGGGUGUGUCGCUGAGUAUCAAGGCUGCUGACAGCUUCUCUCCUGUAUCAGACGCACCUCCGUGCUGCAGAUUGGAAAGACCACAGCAUCAGCUGUUUGGCUAGCUGUUAGCAUUGAAAAUAAGGCUUAUAUUAUGUACAGUUAUUAGAUUAAAUUGAAAGAUUAGAUUACUUUCAGAUCAUACACAAUUAAUGUAAAAUAUGUUUUUAAUCUCUUGACAGCAGUAAUUUUAAUAUUGUCUUUAUUUUUGAUUAGGAGAAGUCUCUGCUUGAGGACACCUUUGAGGCAGCAAGGUGGUGUACCACAAGGUCCUUCAAAGGAAGCCUUUCCCUUCCCCAGGUCAUCACCAUGGACAGGGAAGCUUGCCGGAGGGCAGUGGAGAGGUUAUGCUUCUGUGAUGGCCUAGAUGAAGAGGAGAUGAACGAUUGCAGGGAACCGUUCCUGUUCAUGUUUAGUUUUCAGUCAGACUAUGAGGAGUUCUGCAGAGAAAUUGAGCAAAAAAGGAAGAUGAAGGUGCUUUCUGGUUUUGAAAUGCCAUAGUACAGCGGUGUCACAGUUUUUGCAUUCUUUUUCCUCCUCACAUUGUUUUUUUGGAGGUUCUCUUGUUUUUUGUGUGCUUUUUGGUUCAUUUGUUUGUACUUUUUUUUAUUCCUGUGUUGGCUGUUGUUUGCUCUAUUAAAUUUACCUUUUUUGAAAAAUUUAGUCUGCAUUCUUGGGUGUCUCACACAAUGUCUCACCACCCCGCCUCAUACCCUGGCAUGUUUUAAGAAGUAUCAACACAAUUUAAGUCUCUGUUCCUCUUAAUGUAGCUGAUAUAACGGAGUGUACAACAAAUUUACCCGUGUCUGUCUAUACUGUUUUACACUCACUUGGGAAAUGACUAUUAAAAUAAAGGCAGCAUUGAUAAAAUCAACUAUUAAAAUGGUUUUGACAGGUUCAAAGAAUAGUCUUAUAAAUGCUUGAACCUUUUAUAGAGGUACCAAAAGUAUAGCUAAAAGACACAAAUACCUAUGUGCUAUAAAUACACAUACCAUACAAAAGUAGAAAAAAGAAUAAAAAUAUCAGAACAGAUUGGAUCAAAAAUGGCGCCUGUAAUUAUCUGCUCUUUAAAAUUAUCAUGACAUCCAGCAAAUAAGUCAUUUGAUUAUCAAUGUUAUGCUUUACAUGGGUUUUGUGGGUUUUUAGGGCUUUCUAAUCCUUAGAAAGGGGCUACUCGCAGUUUCCUGGUUCCAUUGAGAGAGGGGCAGGAGUCAAAUAGUUGUCUCCACCCACCUCUAAACGUUUAACCCCGCCCACAUUUAGCCCCGCCCCGAUCUCCGGGAUGCAGCCAGGGGCUACUCACUGCCACAGCUGGACCCCGCUUGGCUAUCCAGUACCUGUCUGCUGCCUCCGGAAACCCACAGACCAGCCACGCACUGUAGGCCUCCUUCUUCAGCCUGACAGCUCCCCGAACCUCUGGUGUCCACCAGCGGGUACGGGGGUUGCCACCACGACUGGCACCAGCCACCUUGCGACCACAGCUAGCAACAGCCGCCUCAACAAUCGCAGAGUGGAACAAGGCCCACUCGGAGUCAAUGUACCCCACUGCUCUCGGGACGCGGUCAAAGCUCUGCCGGAGGUGGGAGUUGAAGACCGUCUUGACAGGUUCUUCUGCCAGGCGUUUCCAGCAGACCCUCACUAUGCAUUUGGGUCUGCCAGGUCUACGCGGCAUCUUCCCCUGCCAUCUGAUUCAACUCACCACCAAGUGUACUGAUGGGCAUCCUUAUGUUCGAACAUGGUGUUCGUUAUGGCCAAACUGCGGCUUGCAAAGAAGUCCAAUAACGAAACACCACAUGAGUUCAGAUCAGGCGGGCCCUUCCUCCCAGUUACACCCCUCCAGGUCAUGCUGUCAUUGCACAUGUUUGCAUUGAAGUCACCCAGCAGGACAAUGGUGUCCCCUGAUGGAGCACCAUCUAGCACUCGUCCCAGGGACUCCAAAAAAAGGUGGGUACUUUGUACUAUAUUUGGCCCAUUAGCACAAACAACAGUCAGAACCUGUUCCCCGACCCGAAGGCGCAGGGAAGCUACCCUCUCGUCCCCGGGGUUAACCCCAACACACAGGCAGAGAGUCUUGGGGCAAACAAAAAGCCAACGCCAGCCCUCCGCCUCUAACCUGGAGCAACUCCAGUAAAGGAGAGUGUCCAACCUCUCUCAAGGACUUGGAUUCCAGAGCCAAUGCUAUGUGUCGAGGUGAGUCUGACUAUAUCUAGCCGGUACCGUUCAACCUCUGCCACAAUCUCCUGCUCCUUCCCUGCCAGCAUUGGUGACGUUCCAUGUCCCAAAAACCAGUUUCCUUGUCCGGGUAUUGGACCGCCAAGGCUCCCGCCUUGGUCUGCCACCCGAUCCACACUGCACCGGACCCUUCAUGUUCCUCCUGUGGGUGGUGGGUCCACAGUUGGAUGAGCCCAUGUAUCCGGUUCGGACUGGGCCAGGCCGGGCUCCAUGGUCGAAACCCCGGCCACCAGGCGCUCGCUCACGGGCCCCAACCCCAGGCCUGUCUCCAGGGUGGGACCCCCGUAACCCUCCGGGCCGGGUACUCCGACUCUGAUUGUACAUCCAUGAAAGAUCCUCUGAACCGUUCUUUGUCUCACCCUUCACCUAAGACCAAUUUGUCAUGGGAGACCCUACCAGGGGCACAAAGUGCCCCAGACCACAUAGCUCCUAGGAUCAUUAGGGCACUCAAACUCCUCCACCACGAUAAGGUGACGGUUCAAGGAGGGGAUAUCUUAAAUCAAAAGUUGUUUGGAUGAGCAGUACUUCUGCUGUAAACUUUAGCCGUGCAAUCUUUAGCCGUGUAAACUUUAGCAGUGUAAACUUUAGCCGUGUAAUCUUUAGCCGUGCAAUGUUUAGCUGUGUAAACUUUAGCCGUGUAAUUUUUAGCCGUGUAAACUUUAGCUGUGUAAUUUUUAGCCAUGUAAACUUUAGCUGUGUAAGUGUGUAACUGCUGGGCGUUUGCAGUAAACCUCUCAUCAGCUCAUCUCAGACCUAUGAAUGUUUUUUUUUUAUAAUUGAAAGUUUUAUAGUUUCACUUUAAAACAGUUUUGUUUUACUGGCCUUAAAAUGUCCAGGUACUGAUUUGAGGGAGUUGUAUUUUUUGUUCUCCUUAGUGUUGCAGAGAAUGUUCAUGAUGACACAGAACAUUGACUAAGAUUCUCCCAAAAUGUGUCUUUUUCAAUCUAUUCAUAGAAUAGUUUUUAAUUAUUAAUUUCACCCAAAACUCUCUUGUUUGUGAACGAACACAAAAAAUGAUGUUCUUAAAAAUGUCUGCAGUAACGCUGACGGCGCCUGAUGAGUCUUUGGUAAAUAAACACAAAUAAAGACCUGGUCUAAGGUUUACCUUUCCUUCAGUCAGCCUUACUUCAUCCUCACCAGGUGGAGGAUUGGCAGAUUGUCGAGACGGACCUGAGCGACCCACAUUUUCCACUAUGAACCGCGCCUUCAACAGGAAAAAAGACAAGUCGUGGAUGCACACCCCGGAGGCCCUAGCCAAGCACUACAUCGCCUACAAUGCCAAGUUCCUUGGAAACACGGAAGUCGAAGCUCCGAAAGGCACAGAAGUUGUGAAGGAUGCGGUCAGAAAGCUGAAGUUUCAGCGACACAUAAAGAAGUCAGAGGGUCAGAAGACCCCAAAGGUGGAGCUUCAGAUUUCCAUUUACGGAGUGAAGAUUCUGGAUCCCAAGUCUAAAGAUGUGCAGCAUAACUGUCAGUUACACCGGAUCUCCUUCUGUGCAGACGACAAAACCGACAAGCGGAUUUUCACCUUCAUCUGCAAAGACUCCGAGUCCAACAAGCACCUGUGCUAUGUGUUCGACAGCGAAAAAUGUGCGGAGGAGAUCACCCUAACCAUCGGUCAGGCCUUCGACUUGGCCUACAAAAAGUUCCUGGAGUCGGGAGGUAAAGAUGUGGAGACGAGGAAGCAGAUCGGAGGCCUGCAGAAGCGGAUUCAGGAGCUGGAAACAGAAAACGCUGAGCUGAAGAAACAGCUCCAUGAGCUGGAGGAACAGCUGAUGAUCGCACACGUACCACCGCCGUUGCACAUAGACGCGUCCGACGAGGCGUUCAUGCUGCAGAGGCCCUCCUCUCUCUUCUGGUGUCACAGCAUCAGGUCUCUCUCCUGUCUGGAGAUCUCUUCUGUCACUCUGACUCCCAUGAGCUCGCCAGAGUCCAACCUGUCCAACGGGUUACUAACUCCUCCUCCUGCCAAACCCGCUGUCCCUCCUCCCAGAGCGACCGAGGGGUUCAGCAUCCCACGGCCUCGUGCGGGGAGCAUCUCCAUCAGACCUCAGUCCAUGGACAUGUUUGACAUGGUCCCCUUCUCCCCGGCAACGCCGCUGGUCCCGACCAAGACCAGCAACGGAUGCCCCCCUCCCCCACCCACCACCUUACCUCCAGAUAUAAGGAAAGACCUGUUUGGUGCCGAGCCGUUUGAUCCGUUCACCUGCGGAGCGGCGGACUUCCCUCCAGACAUCCAGUCACAGCUGGAUGAGAUGCAGGAGGGGUUCAAAAUGGGACUAACCUUGGAGGGGACCAUCUUCUCUCUGGACCCGCUGGACAGCCGCUGCUGAUGCCGAGGACAGUCCUCUGUGAGGCGGACUUUGGACUCGUUUGUAUAAAGAAGUGCCGAAAGCCACUCUGUGGUUGGGUCGGGGGUGUCACACUCGUCAUCUUCAGGUUUAUAAGCAUUUGCAUUGAGAUUGGUUUUCAAUACUUCAAGGUCAACUCAGAUCUGUUAUAGAAAAGAGCUAUUUUUGUACACAAGAGAAACACUUAUGGAAGGAGCAGUUUUGAGUACUUUUGCUUGCACAGGCGAGAUGUAAAUAGAAUCCAUCCAGCGGUACGCUCUCGGCCGAACUUUCCUACUUGUGUGGAUUUUAUUCUGAAUUACCGGCACAUUCCUGUUUUUAUGGAGAAGAAACGGCGAGGAGAAAACUGAAGAAAUCUGUGACUUUAACCUUCAUCUAUCAUUUAACAUCUGGUUUAUUUCAUAUUUAGACACAUUAUGUACUUUAAUAAUCCACUCUGGUGUUAUUUUUAACUUUUACAUUGUUUAUUUGAAUUUUUUAAGUUCUUUUGAAAUAAUGUUUGGUUUCUAACUUUGUCAUUUAAUUGUUUUUCCCUGUUUGGUCAUAAAAUGAAUUAAAGGUUGCCAUUAUUUUACUUUUGUUUUCAGUAACAUUGCAGUUAUUAAAGAGUCUCCAACUGGGGGAUCUGAUAUUACCCACCUGACAA